This is a messenger RNA of Diuraphis noxia (Russian wheat aphid), 1019 nucleotides long. RefSeq names its product DNA-directed RNA polymerase II subunit Rpb7 (gene Polr2G). Gene Ontology annotation, molecular function: single-stranded RNA binding; translation initiation factor binding; single-stranded DNA binding. The record is from RefSeq and is a predicted model, not a curated record. Gene Ontology annotation, cellular component: P-body; RNA polymerase II, core complex. Lineage: Eukaryota; Metazoa; Arthropoda; Insecta; Hemiptera; Aphididae. Gene Ontology annotation, biological process: positive regulation of nuclear-transcribed mRNA poly(A) tail shortening; transcription initiation at RNA polymerase II promoter; positive regulation of translational initiation.
AGUCCAUUAUAUCUUAGUCCGUGAUUCUGUCUUAAUUUUUAAUAUUUCAUCAGCAGACAGCAGCUACUAAAAUAUCAUAGAGUAAUAUUACUAAAUAAUGAACUCUAUGUACUAAAUUGCUACUAUCCAAAAUGUAAUGUGUUCAAGGAUGUUGUAAACACAAAUCGGAUUUUCUUAACUAUAGUUGAUAAGCCACUCUGCUUCGGGCAGUAUUUAUUUUAUUGUUUACACAUUUCACAUAACGAAUUGUUGAAUCACGAUUAUACUACCGGUGUUAAUUUUUCAGUUAACAAAAUAUUUAUAUUAUUCGUCUACUUACUACUAGGUCCAUCCAUAAUCCAUAAUAAAUUGUAUAUAGUUGUCGAUUUUACAUUAUUUAAUAUUUAUGAGUUUUAUGUUGGACGUGUAAAUACCCWCGACAAAAUGUUCUAUCAUAUCGCAUUGGAACACGAUGUUCUGCUUCAUCCUCGGUACUUUGGUCCACAGUUAUUAGACACUGUAAAACAAAAGCUAUAUCGUGAAGUCGAAGGCACGUGUACUGGAAAGUAUGGAUUUGUAAUUGCUGUUACCCAUAUUGAUAAUAUUGGUUGUGGAUUAAUUCUCCCUGGUCAAGGAUUUGUUGUAUACACCGUGAAAUAUAAAGCUAUUGUUUUUCGACCCUUUAAAGGCGAAGUUUUGGAAGCUGUAGUUACUCAACUUAACAAAGUAGGAAUGUUUGCAGAAAUUGGACCACUCUCCUGUUUUAUAUCUCAUCAUUCCAUACCAUCAGAGCUGCAAUUCUGUCCAAAUACUUCACCUCCUUGUUACAAAUCUAAAGAAGAAAAUAUAGCAAUACAACCAGAAGAUACAAUAAGAUUAAAAAUUGUUGGAACACGUGUUGAUGCAUCAGGAAUAUUUGCUAUUGGUACAUUGAUGGACGAUUAUUUAGGGUUAAUCCAUUAAAACAAGGACACAUGAAAUUAUUAUUUUUAUAUUGUAUACUGUACAUAAUAAUGUAAAAAUAAAAUAAAAAGUAACAG